AUCGAGGAAGUAUUUUGAAAGUUCUUUUUGAUGAUGAAUAUGUUAUUGAAGAAACCUAUGUGACAGAGGAAGCUAAACCUGUCCCAUUAAUGAAGCUCUCAGAAACUUUACAGUCUCUGUAUCUUGCCUUUGAUGACCAAGUAAUACAAGUACCUAUGCAGUAUUGUGAAAGACAUACUAAUUGUUAUUCCUGUGUGACAGCCAGAGAUCCACACUGUUCAUGGGAUACAGAAAGCAGUACUUGUGUAACUGGAGGUGAUGAUAAGGGUAAAUUUCUACAAAAUGUGUCUUAUACUGGUGGAAGUGGAUGUGGAUGUCAAGAUGUUUCUAGAAUUGUUACAACAACAACAGUGACAGGUAAUGAAGGAAUGGCUGUCAUACUGCCAUUUAAAUUACCUGUUGACGUAAUGGUCAAGAAAGAAAACAAUGAUGUUAACAUUGAUAAUGCCAAAUACAUAUUAGUAAUUGGAGUCGGCUUGGUUAUUACUAAUUUAGAGCUCAGUGACUCUGCAACAUAUAAUUUUACAGCAAAAGCAGACGGCACACUCUUAGCUAGUUUUUAUCUCAUAGUGAAGACUAAUAAGUGUAUUGAAAACGUUGUAUCAUGUCAGAACAGAAAAGUUUUCUUAUUCUGCUGUGCACAUACCGAAUCCAAUUUUACAUGGUCACCGAUCGUUGAUGGUAGUCCCCUUACAGAAACGCACACAGAGUGUAAUAAUAAAAUCAGCUGGUUAUCAAUCAUUGUUACACCAGAUACCAAUACUACUUAUACUUGUAAAAUUACACCGCUAGAUGGCAGCAGCACUAAGAAUUACGAAGCAACAGUUACAUUACAAG
Messenger RNA from Saccoglossus kowalevskii, 837 nucleotides. RefSeq names its product semaphorin-2A-like. The record is from RefSeq and is a predicted model, not a curated record. NCBI's taxonomy places the organism in Eukaryota, Metazoa, Hemichordata, Enteropneusta, Harrimaniidae. Gene Ontology annotation, cellular component: plasma membrane. Gene Ontology annotation, biological process: negative chemotaxis; semaphorin-plexin signaling pathway; neural crest cell migration. Gene Ontology annotation, molecular function: semaphorin receptor binding; chemorepellent activity.